AUGCAUGGUUCGCGCAUACACGAACAUAAGCUGGCUGUCAGACGGGGUGACAUCUUGACACACGUGGCUGCCCACACCUACGACACCCGUCAGGAGUUUAACUUCGCGGCUGUGAGGAUAAAGGACCACGCCAGCAACAAGACAGGCCGCGAAUUGAUUGAAGCCUGGGCCUCAGAUGAAAACUCAGUCAAUCGAUUUAUCGAUUUGGCGCCGGCAUACAUAGCCCUGCACGUGCAUCUCCGGACUGACUGCACUGCUGGCCGAUUGGCCCCUGCCCCCUUUAACUGUUGCCUGUUUUUAGUUGACGCCUUUAUCUCUGACGAUGGACUCCACUAA
Messenger RNA from Dibothriocephalus latus, 336 nucleotides. Lineage: Eukaryota; Metazoa; Platyhelminthes; Cestoda; Diphyllobothriidea; Diphyllobothriidae. The record is from the annotation of a GenBank genome assembly.